AUGGCAGACAAUCGCUCUGAAGAUUGUGAAUCUGCUUUGGCUGAGGAUUUGAACGCCAGAUCUCAUGAUUCUGUUUCUUCUGCAGGUUCUUCACCAGUCAGCCCAAAUUCAGCACAGCAUGGCUUCACACCAAUUCGCAGCACGAGCUCAGAACUGAAACAAUCUAACACAGGAGCACAAUUAACGGAUGAGGGCCUCGCACGGACUAUAUCUCAGCGACGAAGCUAUGCUUCCGGUCAUGAAGGAGGGGAAUGGGCUCAAAUAGAAAAGCUGAUUUCGCGAAUGUUCGGCGAAGAACGCAAGGCCAACUCCGAAGAAGAGAAAACACGCCACCUUGGAGUAGUAUGGAAAGGUCUCACGGUGAAAGGUGUAGGCCUCGGAGCCGCUCUCCAGCCAACUAAUGGAGACAUCUUUCUGGGGUUACCGCGGCUCAUCAAACGACUUUUGACUCGAGGGAGAAAAGGAACUGGAGUCGGAAAGCCAUCAAUUCGAACAAUUCUGGAUGACUUUUCCGGUUGCGUUCGCCCAGGAGAGAUGCUUCUUGUGCUGGGUCGCCCUGGGUCGGGCUGUUCCACCUUCUUGAAGGUCCUCGGGAACCAAAGAGCUGGAUACGAAAGCAUCGACGGUGAUGUACGUUAUGGAGGCACUGAAUCAGAAAAGAUGGCAAAACAGUAUAGAUCUGAAGGUGUGUUACGUCCGCGCAUCUGUGUUUCAUUGCUGAAAAUGUCAGUAUUGUACAACCCCGAGGAUGAUCUCCACUAUGCAACUUUGACUGUUCGAGAUACUUUACUAUUUGCUCUCAAAACUCGAACUCCCGACAAGGACUCACGUAUUCCCGGAGAAAGUCGAAGAGAUUACCAACAGACGUUCCUCUCUGCUAUUGCCAAGUUGUUCUGGAUUGAGCAUGCCCUCGGAACCAGAGUUGGCAAUGAGAUGAUUCGUGGAGUUUCUGGUGGUGAGAAGAAGCGGACAUCGAUAGCUGAAGCGAUGGUUACAAAGGCCAGCACACAAUGUUGGGACAACUCAACUAAGGGCCUGGAUGCCAGUACGGCACUCGAGUACGUACAAAGCUUGCGCAGUUUGACAAAUACCGCCAAUGUCUCUACUGUGGUAGCUCUCUACCAGGCGUCAGAAAAUCUUUUCAAUCUUUUCGACAAGGUGAUUCUGAUUGAAGACGGCAAAUGCUCUUUCUUUGGUCCCGGUGAGAAGGCAAAGGCAUAUUUCGAACAUCUCGGCUUUGAAUGUCCUCCACGAUGGACAACCCCGGACUUUUUGACUUCUGUCAGUGAUCCACAUGCAAGACGUGUGAAAGCUGGCUGGGAAGAUCGAAUUCCCCGCACUGGUGAUGAUUUUCAAGCAGCAUAUCGUCAAAGCGAUGUCUAUAAAAAUACUCUUGCGGAUAUUGAAAGUUUUGAGGGUGAGAUCGAAGCCCAGAAGAACGAAAGAGAAGCUGCGAGAAGUGAAUUGGAUAAGAAGAAUUUCACAAUCUCGUUCUAUAAGCAGGUCAUGAUUUUGACGCACCGUCAAUUUUUGGUGAUGUUUGGCGACAGAGAGUCAUUGAUUGGCAAAUGGAGUGUAAUCACUUUUCAGGCACUGAUCGUUGGAAGCUUGUUCUAUAAUCUCCCAGAUACGAGUUCUGGCGUUUUCACCAGGGGUGGUGUCAUGUUCUUUAUCCUGCUAUUCAAUGCAUUGCUGGCCAUGGCAGAACUGACAGCAGCAUUUGAGAGCCGGCCGAUAUUGAUGAAGCACAAAAGUUUCUCUUUCUACCGCCCAGCAGCAUAUGCCCUCGCCCAGGUCGUCGUCGACGUGCCUCUUGUGUUUAUUCAAGUUGUGUUGUUUGAUGUAGUAGUCUACUUCAUGGCAAAUCUUGCACGAACAGCUUCACAAUUCUUUAUCAAUCUCCUGUUUAUCUUCACCCUCACAAUGACCAUGUAUUCAUUCUUCCGCGCCCUUGGAGCCUUGUGUGCCUCUUUGGAUGUUGCAACACGUCUUACUGGUGUGGCCAUACAAGCUUUGGUUGUGUACACAGGCUACUUGAUUCCUCCGUGGAAAAUGCACCCGUGGCUCAAAUGGCUUAUUUGGAUAAACCCGGUGCAGUACGCAUUCGAAGCAUUGAUGGCGAACGAAUUUCACAAUCUCAACAUCAAAUGCGAACCGCCGUAUAUCGUUCCAGGAGGACCAAAUGCAUCUCCUGGUCAUCAGACCUGCGCGAUACAGGGCAGUAGUCCAGAUCAGUUGACUGUUCAGGGUUCCAAAUACAUCGAAACAGCAUACACCUACAGCAGAGCUCACCUUUGGCGAAACCUAGGCAUUAUCAUCGGAUGGUUCCUUUUCUUCGUCAUUUUGACAAUGCUGGGAAUGGAACUACAAAGGCCUAACAAAGGUGGAAGUUCGGUGACGGUGUUCAAAAGGGGCGAGGCCCCCAGAGCAGUUCAAAAUGCCCUUGCACAAUCCGGAUCACCCGAGGACGAGGAGUCUACAAGCACUGCCAACACAAACCAUGAGCCAAAAGAGCAAGAUUCGAGUGGGUCUGAGGAUAAGGUUCAGGACAUUGCUAAAAACACAGCAAUCUUCACAUGGCAGGAUGUAAACUACACCAUUCCAUACAAGGGUGGACAGAGGCACUUGCUGCAAAAUGUCCAAGGAUAUGUCAAGCCCGGUCGUCUCACUGCACUAAUGGGUGCAUCUGGUGCAGGAAAAACCACCCUUCUGAACGCGCUCGCACAGCGCAUUAAUUUUGGAGUGGUUACUGGCAACUUUUUAGUUGAUGGACGGCCUCUCCCGAAAAGCUUCCAAAGAGCAACCGGAUUCGCCGAGCAGAUGGACAUCCACGAGCCGACUGCUACUGUUAGAGAAUCUCUCCGUUUCUCUGCCCUUUUGCGCCAGCCUCGAGAAGUUCCUUUGCAAGAAAAAUAUGAUUAUUGCGAGAAGGUGAUCGACCUUUUGGAGAUGCGAUCUAUUGCUGGUGCCACAGUGGGAUCUGCGGGAUCGGGGCUGAACCAGGAGCAGCGAAAACGGCUCACGAUCGCAGUGGAACUAGCAAGCAAGCCGGAGCUGCUGCUCUUCCUUGACGAACCAACAUCAGGACUUGAUUCUCUGGCCGCAUUCAAUAUUGUACGUUUUCUUCGCCGACUGGCAGAUGCCGGGCAGGCUGUUUUAUGUACAAUCCACCAACCUUCUGCUGUUUUGUUCGAGAACUUCGAUGAGCUUUUGCUGCUCCAAAGUGGUGGAAAGGUUGUUUACAAUGGCCCACUUGGAAAUGAUUCCAAGACCCUCAUCGAUUUCUUCGAAAAAAAUGGCGGGAAAAAGUGCUCACCACACGCAAAUCCGGCAGAGUACAUGUUGGAAGUCAUUGGAGCCGGAAAUCCGGAUUACAAGGGACAGGAUUGGAGCGAUGUGUGGGCCAACUCGCCGGAAUCCAAACAGCUUUCUGAAGACAUAGAAGGUAUUGUUGCGUCCCGUCGCAAUGUUCAAAACGAAAAAGUCAAAGACGAUCGCGAGUACGCAAUGCCACUCUGGGUCCAAAUAGUGACAGUCACCAAGCGUGCAUUCGUAGCUUACUGGAGAAUCCCGGACUACAUCCUUGGCAAGUUUAUGCUCCACAUCUUUACGGGCCUGUUCAACACCUUCACAUUUUGGCAUCUCGGAAAUAGUUAUAUCGACAUGCAGUCCAGACUAUUUUCUGUGUUCAUGACAUUGACCAUUUCACCACCACUGAUCCAACAAUUACAGCCACGAUUCCUGCAUUUUCGCAGCCUCUAUGAAUCCCGCGAAUCUAGCUCGAAGAUUUACUCGUGGGCUGCCUUUGUCGUCAGCACAAUUAUUCCAGAACUUCCCUAUUCAAUUGUGGCCGGGUCAAUUUAUUUCAACUGCUGGUACUGGGGAGUAUGGUUCCCACGCGAUUCUUUCAGCUCUGGCUACGUCUGGGUGCUUCUCAUGCUCUUUGAAUUGUUCUAUGUCGGAUUCGGGCAAUUUAUAGCAGCACUUGCGCCCAAUGAGCUCUUUGCAAGUUUACUUGUGCCAACAUUUUUCACCUUCAUUGUUGCAUUCUGCGGUGUUGUUGUGCCUUAUGCGGCGUUGCCGCAUUUUUGGCAGUCGUGGAUGUACUGGCUUACGCCAUUCCAUUACUUGCUGGAAGGGUUUGUUGGAGUCGUCACACAUAACGUUCCUGUGCGCUGUGUGGAGCGUGAAGAAUCACAUUUCAGCCCUCCAUCUGGCAUGACCUGUCAGGAAUAUGCGGGACCUUAUACACGAGAGGCCGGUGGGUAUGUCCGAGACGCUGGAAAUGGAAUGUGCUCAUUCUGUCAAUAUGCGACUGGUGAUCAAUAUGGCAUUUUCUGGGGAUAUAUUCUCUUCAACUUCGCUCUCGUUUUCGCCAUCUCCUGGCUGUAUCUCCAUGGUGCUCGCAACAUGAAACAUUGGCUGAGUGCG
Messenger RNA from Penicillium soppii, 4431 nucleotides. Its product is annotated as putative ABC transporter. Gene Ontology annotation, molecular function: ABC-type transporter activity; ATP binding; ATP hydrolysis activity. NCBI's taxonomy places the organism in Eukaryota, Fungi, Ascomycota, Eurotiomycetes, Eurotiales, Aspergillaceae. The annotation marks the transcript as partial. Gene Ontology annotation, cellular component: membrane. The record is from RefSeq and is a predicted model, not a curated record. Gene Ontology annotation, biological process: transmembrane transport. The transcript is spliced from 13 exons.